Pochonia chlamydosporia 170 is the source of this 606-nucleotide messenger RNA. RefSeq names its product 50S ribosomal protein Mrp49. The transcript is spliced from 3 exons. Gene Ontology annotation, cellular component: mitochondrion. Lineage: Eukaryota; Fungi; Ascomycota; Sordariomycetes; Hypocreales; Clavicipitaceae. Gene Ontology annotation, molecular function: structural constituent of ribosome. The coding region runs from base 1 to 606 and encodes 201 amino acids. The record is from RefSeq and is a predicted model, not a curated record.
AUGCGCUCAUUAGGAGAGAGAUUCAAUCUCCUCAGAAAGUUGAUUAACCUCCGAUGCGGACCUGGGGCCGCAAUUCUUUCCCCCGAAGUAACGAGGAUACACAUGGACUUUGCGACCAGAAUGUCCGACGGCCACAUGGGAGCCAGAAAAUUCUGGCGCCAAUACCUCCCCCGCCUAAAAUACCACAACCCUUCCAUCCCCAUGAUCCUCAACCGCCACGACAGCAACGCCCUCCCACCAGUAAUGACAAUCUACAUGCGCACAUCCGCCACUGCAUCCACCGCAGAAACCUCACAGCCAGCAUCCUCGCGAACCAACCUCUCCAAGGCGCAACCUCCGAGCGCCGACGAAAAGAUUGUCACAAUUGACAUGAAGAACAAGCACUCCUCCGAUAUCCUGGAGUACUUUCUCGCCGAGACCAGAGCAAAGGUGUUGCAGCCUACGAAUACGGAAAUCGCAGAGAUCCAGAGCCUAGAGGCGAUGAAUAAGCAGGCGGUGCUGGAUAGAGAGAGAGUACGGGCUCUGAGGGCAGAGAAGAAGAAGGAAGAGGAUAUGUUGAAGAGAGCGCGGGCAGCAGGUGGUAUGGCUGAGCAGGAGGAGGCUUAG